UCUAUUUUAAUUUUAUCGGUAUUUGAGAGAGUAUAAAUAAUUGGGUUCUUUGAAAGAAAUCAAUAGAGCCGCUUAGUUUGAUUAUGAAAUUUAAAAAGUUGUUUUCGAAACGGAGUAUGAAAGCGUCAAAACAAUAAUAGAACGAGGUUAUGAAAAUUAAAGAAGUUACUUACGAAAGUUUAUUGGAAUGGAGUGAAUAAUGUAUAUGACUACAGAAACAAGUGCAAGUGGAAAUGCCACAUCCUAAUUUAGUCAUUUAAUUUGAAAUUACUAUUUUCAUUGUAAAUUUUGCUUUCAUAAAGUUAAUUGUUUGUUAGAAUGCACUUAACUAGCCUUAAUGACCAGCUUAAUGACAACUCUCUAGUGUUUUCGAGCUAAUUCUACUUCGACAUGGUUUUACCUCAGCCUUCUAAUUGUUAUAAACAAAAAGAAAAUGGUUUGAACAAGAUAUAAGUCUUUUGGUGUAGACAAUGAUAAUAGAAGUCUUAAGUGGUUGUUCAUGAUAUACUCUUGAAAAUGUCAGAGAUGUCCACAUCCCAAGAAAUUCUGCAUCCACAUUUUCGGUAAUCCAAAAAAAUUUGUCAACUGUUUAUUGUACAAAUUCAGGUUAGUCAAAGUCUUUUGGUGUAGAUUGUACCUCUUUCUGUUAUUUCUUGGUAAAGAAAUUCAAAAAUGCACGCUGCUUGUCAAAGAAAAUUCUUAUUUUAAGACAAUUCUAAUAUUUGACAUAUCAACCAACCAUGUUUUUUUCCCCAAAAAAGGGAAACUCAAGGCAUUACAAUUCAACGCUCUGGCUUCAACAUCCAAAUUCUUAAUUGUUAUGAGCAAGUAGAUAUCACCAAGGAAAUUAUGGGACUUAAGAGAAGCAGAAUUUUGUUAGUACUUCUAGUUUCUUGUUUUUGUUUACAGGUUUGCAGUUGUCAAACAGACAGAAUUACAUCAUCUCAGUUCAUAAAAGACCCUGAAUCUAUAGUCUCCAAUGGCAAUAUUUACAAACUGGGUUUCUUUAGUCCUGAAGAGUCUUCAGAUCGUUAUGUGGGAAUAUGGUAUACCAAUAUUUCUGAGCAAACUGUGAUCUGGGUUGCUAACAGAAAUAACCCAGUUAAAAAUUCAUCUGGGAUAUUGACGAUAUCUGAAGAUGGCAAUCUUGUUGUUUUAAGUGAGGAGAACAGGAUCAUUUGGUCAUCAAAUGUCUCAAUUUUUGCAACCAACACAAGUGCUCAGCUUUUAGAUUCUGGAAACCUGGUUUUACAGAACAAUUCCGAUGGAAACAGAAUAUGGGAGAGCUUUCACCAACCUUCUGAUUCGUUCUUGUUGCAGAUGACACUCAGUACUGACGCAAGAAUUGGCAAGAACUUGCAGUUGGUAUCCUGGAAAAGCCCUUCUGAUCCAUCAACUGGAAACUUCUCUUUUGGCAUUGGUCAAGUCAGUAUCCCAGAACUCUUCAUUUGGAACAAUGGUCAUCCAUUUUAUCGUACUGGUCCAUGGAAUGGACAUAUAUUUCUUGGCAUACCUGAUUACUUUCACUCCGGCAACUGCUUCUGGUGUUUUCUACUUCAGCUUGAACUCAGAAGGAAAGAUGUUAAGAAAAGUUUUGGAUGAAGAGAAGGGAGAUUGGAAUAUUACCUCAUCGCUGCCUUUAGACCAGUGUGAUUUUUAUGGAAAGUGUGGGAAUUUUGGAGCCUGUAACUCC
Molecule: messenger RNA, 1693 nt
Organism: Carica papaya (papaya)
Lineage: Eukaryota; Viridiplantae; Streptophyta; Magnoliopsida; Brassicales; Caricaceae
Source: RefSeq, a predicted model, not a curated record